AUCCGCAUACGGAACGACCCUUUUAAAGUCUAAUAUAACGACAUAAUUUAGUUUAUUUAAACGUGCUAGAACGAGGUGAUAGAGGUGGGUGAGUAGUAGGGGGGAAUUUAGGCAUGUGGGCAACAUGUUCCACAUGACGUAUAUUUAUAUAGUGAUGUUUCUUGACUUUUGAGUAUAGCAAUUUUUCAUGGAUUCUAAACCUAACAAUCUCCUUUUAGAUAUAGUACUAUUAAUUCUCUAGUAGUAGUAUUCUAGUUCCUCUACUUGUUUUUUGGUGCAAGUAACUGCAGCCAUCCACCAACAAAGUUAAGAUUGGAUUAAGGUCUUUAAUUAUUUCUUCUUCAAUGUGUAGGCAAAUGAAAAAUAAUUUAGACUUUAACAAGUGAAGAAAUAUAUGAUAUAUAGAAAGGAAAAUUAAGCAAUAGGCAUGAAGAGGGAAUCCAGGCUUGGCCUUCAACUUUUCCCUCUACUGGCUUCUCCUUCUACUUCUUCAGAAUUCUGCACUGAUCACUCUGUGACGUGCUCGUCAACAAGAAAGCAAAUCACAAUUUUCCAUGCACAAGCUGGGGUUUAUGAUACAUCUGAACUCCAGCUCAUGGCCAUCUUAUGGCUUGCGAGAGGAGAAUUGAAAUUAUCAAGAUUGGGAAUAUCAUGUUUUCAAUUUCAAUUGCAUAGGCCUUAUGGAUUGUCUCUCAAAAAAUCUCUACAUAAAUUUAUGCAAAAAAGAAGAGACAGAAUUAAGCAAAUUAAAAAAGACACCUAGCCAAUAAAGAAUUUAAAGAGUUAUGAUCAUCCUGUUGAUUAUUAGUAUUGAUCAUCAUUUUAGUGUUGUAAUUGAUAAGAACUUGGAAUUUUCACUAUCAAAAUUCCAUCAUUAAUGUAGAAUUGUAUGGUUGGAUUAAUCUUGAUGUUAUUUUUAUCA
Capsicum annuum is the source of this 922-nucleotide messenger RNA. RefSeq lists its product as uncharacterized. The coding region runs from base 428 to 763 and encodes 111 amino acids. The record is from RefSeq and is a predicted model, not a curated record. The transcript has 3 exons. Lineage: Eukaryota; Viridiplantae; Streptophyta; Magnoliopsida; Solanales; Solanaceae.